Molecule: messenger RNA, 4280 nt
Organism: Anolis carolinensis (green anole)
Lineage: Eukaryota; Metazoa; Chordata; Lepidosauria; Squamata; Anolidae
Gene: fam76a
Product: family with sequence similarity 76 member A
Exons: 10
Coding region: 78-1130 (350 amino acids)
Cellular component (GO): nuclear speck
Source: RefSeq, a predicted model, not a curated record
GGGGCGUGAGUGGCGCCUGGCAGAGCCAAUGGCGUCGUGGCUGGGCCGGGCCUGUCCUGUCAGUGCGGGGCGGCGGGAUGGCGGCACUGUACGCCUGCACCAAGUGCCACCAGCGCUGCUCCUUCGAGGCGCUCAGCCAGGGACAGCAGCUCUGCAAGGAAUGUCGGAUUGCACACCCCAUUGUUAAAUGUACUUACUGUAGAACUGAAUUCCAGCAAGAAAGCAAAACCAACACAAUAUGCAAGAAGUGUGCUCAGAACGUGAAACUUUAUGGAACGCCCAAACCCUGCCAGUACUGCAAUAUAAUUGCAGCGUUUAUUGGGAACAAGUGCCAGCGGUGUACAAACUCUGAGAAGAAAUAUGGGCCACCUCAUUCCUGCGAGCAGUGCAAGCAACAGUGUGCCUUUGACAGGAAAGACGAUAGGAAAAAAGUGGAUGGGAAGCUACUCUGUUGGCUUUGCACGCUGUCCUAUAAAAGAGUGCUACAGAAGACCAAAGAGCAACGUAAACACCUGAGCACAUCCUCCCGAACCAGCCUGCAAGAGAAGGAACAGUAUGGCCGACUUACCAGCAGCAGCCACUACAGCCAGAAAACGUUGUCUACAUCUUCUAUUCAGAAUGAAAUUCCAAAGAAAAAGCCCAAGUUUGAUGCUAUAUCAGCCAAUGGGGACAGCGUUCCUUCCUCUCCCGAGGCGCUUUGCCCCCCUAUCCAGAGUGCCCCGUCCGUGUUGGCGCAGUGGGCUGCUUCCCAACAGAGUCUCGCUGCCCAGGAUUGUCCUGUUUCUCAAGGCACUGACGUCCUGAACUUUUCUCCGGACCUGGCCUUGGACUCUCCCGGCACUGACCACUUUGUCAUCAUAGCUCAGCUGAAAGAAGAAGUGGCCACGCUGAAGAAAAUGUUGCAUCAGAAAGAUCAGAUGAUUCUGGAGAAAGAGAAAAAGAUAACUGAGCUGAAGGCUGACCUGCAAUACCAGGAGUCCCAGAUGAGGGUCAAAAUGAACCAAAUGGAAAAGACUCACAAGGAAGUCACAGAACAAUUGCAGACCAAGAACAGAGAGCUCCUGAAACAAGCCGCAGCUUUGUCGAAGGGCAAAAAGACAGAGAAGUCUGGGGCAAUCACCUCCCCUUAGGCACAAUGGGGGAUCUCUCCCGUAUCGAGGAGUCCUUUUUGGUUAUAAAUCCCUUCGUUCAACAGGCUCGACUGGAAUCUUUAAACCGUUGUUGCUGCGAAUGCAAUGAAAAAUCUCUGUGUGUGCCCAUUCAAUAGCAUGCUUGUGUGUUGGGUUUGUAAUCUUUUAUUUUCCUAUCAUACUACGAAGAUGGGGGGGGGGGGAUUUGCGGUGCAUCUUCCACUGCCGCCCCCGUUCCUCCAAGCCCACGAACUGGCUGAAUAUAGGGAUUUCCUAUAUUCUGAUUUUCGCUGCCAUUGGGUUGGCCUGGACAGAGGGAAUGUGUUGCUUCUGGGUCCUCCACAGUCUCCUGUGGCCUUGUCUCCAGGUAGGCUUUCCUUUGUGGGAAGCUACUUUAGUACUCUUAUUCACAUUCUGAAUUUUCCAAAUGCUGCUUUCUCAUAUGAUGCUUUCAUGCUGUUCUUUGGAGCACCUUGAUGCCAUUUUGCAAACAUUUCUUUUCAUUCUGUUCUAUAGAAUUGUUUGGGGAUCAUGUUUUAAGUCAUUGACAGUCUAUUUAAAGUCUUAAUAGCAUAAUGAUCUCUUAAUUGAAUAAUUGGGGACAUUAAUUCGAAGGUAAAGUUGGAUUACUAAUUGGAAUUUUUGUUAUUCUGGCUGACUAUACUGAUCACUGAUUGGGAAUUAACUUCUUUUCAAAAAUAUUAUUAUUAUUAUUGACACAAAGACAUAGUAUGAUACAGCAAACAAGAUAUAUAUGCUGGAUUAUUAUUAUUAUUAUUAUUUGAUACACAACAGGAUGAGUACACAGCAAACAAAACCAUUCUGCUUGCUGUUGUAUUGGAUCAUACGUCAGACACUUCCCAAGUGUCUAGGACUAUGUGAUGUAUCAGCGAAUAAUGCAUGCAGAUCCAAGUAGCCUUUUGCAGCUGACAGAUUGUGAUUUUAUCAGCACCGAUUGUUUCCAAGUGCUGGCGAAGAUCUUGCGGCACUGCACCCAGUGUGCCGAUCACCACUGGGACCACCUUAACUGGCUUGUGCCAGAGUCUUUGCAGUUCAACCUUCAAAUCCUCAUAUAAUGUCAGCUUUUCCAAUUGCUUCUCAUUAAUUCUGCUAUUGCCUGGGAUUGCAACAUGAUUAUUAUUAUUACUAUUAUUAUUAUUAUGCUGGCUUCCAUGGCAUUGCUUUUAUUUAGAGCUGGGCACUUCCUUGAUCAAGAUUAGUGGAUUUCAUACAAAAGUCACAGUCAGGGUGAGACUAUUCUCAGCAAAAUAUAGGGUUAAUUUUUGCAAGACACAACUAUGCAGAAUUUUGAGGAAUGGUUCUUGCGGUGCCGUUGGAUGUGGCCUUGCAAAAGGAGAUUGGAGAGGUCUAAGAAAGGAAAACUGAUAUCCUAUGGAACAAUAAUCAUUUCUGGGUUGCUGUGAAUUUUCUGGGCUGUAUGGCCAUGUUCCAGAAGCAUCCUCUCCUGAUGUUUUGCCCACAUCUGUGGCAGGCAUCCUUAGAAGUUGUGAGGUCUGUUGGAAACAAGGCAAGUGGGGUUGUUAUAUAUCUGUGAAAUAAUGUCCAGGGCGGGAGAAAGGAAUGAUUAUUGUGCUGUUGAAUGAGGCCUUGCAAAAGGAGCUUGGAGAGGUCUAAGAAAGGAAAACGGAUAUCCUAUGGAACAAUAAUCAUUUCUGGGUUGCUGUGAAUUUUCUGGGCUGUAUGGCCAUAUUCCAGAAGCAUCCUCUCCUGACGUUUCGCCCACAUCUAUGACAGGCAUCCACAGAGGUUGUGAGGUCUGUUGGAAACAAAGCAAGUGGGGUUGAUAUAUAUAUCAGUGGAAUAAUGUCCAGGACGGGAGAAAAUAAUGGUUAUGAUGGUGUUGCUGAUUGUGGCCUUGCAAAAGGAGCUUGGAGAGGUUUAAGAAAGGCGAAUUGAUAUCCCAUGGAACAAUAAUCAUUUCUGGGUUGUUGUGUGUUUUCCGCGCUGUCUGGCCAUGUUCCAGAAGCAUUCUCUCCUGACGUUUCGCCCACAUCUAUGGCAGGCAUCCUCAGAGGUUGUGAGGUGUGUUGGAAACUAGGCAAGUGAGGUUUAUAUAUCUGUGGAAUGAUGUCCAGGGCAGGAGAAAGGAAUGGUUAUUGUGAUGCAAAAGGAGCUUGGAGAGUUACAAGACAGGAGAAUGGCUGUCCUAUGAAACAAUAAUCAUUUCAGGGUUGUUGUAUGUCUUUCGGGCUAAUCAUUUCACUGGAAACAUGAGAUGGGUCAGAGCAAGAACUGUCAAAAGAGGGUCUAAACUCAUGAACUCCAUGCUAAUGGAAAGAUGGAAUGAGAAUUGCUCUACCGCUUCCGUCAAGGCAUCUUUGGGGGAAAACCGCUGAAAUCACACGAGUCGUUUCUGACCAGCUUCAUCUGCAGAAACACAUCUGAAGAAAUGGCUCAGGGGAGAAAGAGAGAGAAAGAAACACCGACACACAGGGCAAUGCAAGAUUUGCCUUUUGAAAUGAUUUUAAAAAGAGACUUCUGCUGCAACCGAGUCAAGGAUGCUUUUCUCCAGCCGCACUUUGAAGAACGACAAGCCUCAGGGCACAGAAGGAAGCAUAACCGAAAUAAUUUCACAACUGUGGGUUAUUUAUUAUUUUCCUUUGUUUUGCUUCGAAGGGAAGACGGCGUGUGAGAACCUGCCACAAAGUGUAAAGCAGAACACUAAUUUUUUUAUACUUAAGGCAUCUUUUGAAAGAAGCUGGUUCGUAGAAAUUUUAACGGGGGAGGAUGUUUUUUAGCUCCCUCGGAUGAGAAAAGUUAGGAUUUUCCUGUAAAGAGAGGGCCUUUGUUCUUUUCUUAUUUGUGGAAGUGGAUCAUGCAUUCAAGUGGGUGGUUUAUAGUGAUGCUGUUCUUUUCUUUCUAUAUUUGUAAUAUUCGUGGUGUUAAAAGGGAGCUCGGAUUUGUACAAAAAAGAAGUGCAAAAUGGACAAAAACCGGUUUGGGGACGGGUGGGAUCUUUCCGCGGUUUCGCGUUGGGAUAUAUUUUGUCUAUGUCUUGGUUUGAGUCGGCAGAAAGUCAAUUUAUUUUCCCCUUGGCUUAGGCCUAAUCCAAGCACGCGAAGUAUAAAGAACAUUUGGUGCUAUGGCGGAAUUUGAUGUAUGUACAGGAUUAAACAGUAUUUUCUGUAA